Molecule: messenger RNA, 1233 nt
Organism: Triticum dicoccoides
Lineage: Eukaryota; Viridiplantae; Streptophyta; Magnoliopsida; Poales; Poaceae
Exons: 3
Coding region: 1-1143 (380 amino acids)
Molecular function (GO): protein dimerization activity
Source: RefSeq, a predicted model, not a curated record
AUGGCCAAAAAUAAAAGAAAGCAUGCAACACUGCAUUCUUUUUUUGAGAAGAAAAGAAGAACUGAUGUUCCAGAACAAAUUAUUUUGGUUGAUGCCCCUCCCUUGGUAGAUGAAGAAGAACAAGUGGAUGAACAAGAACAAAUAGAAGAAACUCCAAUAUCAACAACACCACCUCAGGUUAUGAGAGGGAGGGGCAAUGAUGAUUCUGCUAUUUUGGUGGUAGAAAGAGAACCAGGAUCUGGUACUUCACCUUCCGCACGAGCAAAGGCUUCUGGUGCUGUUAAGUUGAUGAUGUCUUUUGACUUCAUAUUUAUUCUGCAUGUCAUGAAAGAACUUAUGGGAAUCACGGACAUGCUAUGCAAAAAGUUGCAACAAAAGUCUCAAGAUAUUGUGAAUGCCAUGGAUGAUGUUAAGACUACCAAAAUGUUGAUCCAGGAGCUAAGAGAUAAUGGUUGGAACAAGCUUAAAGCUGACGUGCUUUCAUUCUGUACCAAACAUGGAGUUCAAACACCACAUUUCAGUGAGUUAUAUGUGGAUUUCAUUAAUUCUCGUGCGGAGGAUGAGACUACAGUUGAGCACCAUUAUCGCUGUGACAUUUUCAUGGUUGCUGUUGAUCAGCAAGCACAAGAGCUGAAUUGUAGAUUCAACAAACAAGCUACAGAGCUUCUCAUCCUGUGUACUUCCUUGGACCCAAAAGAUUCAUUCCGUUCAUUUAACAUUGAUAAUAUAUGUUCUCUGGCUUCAAAGUUCUAUCCUGCUGAUUUUAAAGAACAAGAAAUGAAUAAUCUAAGAUGUCAGUUACGACAUUACGAGAAUGUUGUACCCACAAGCCCAAAGUUUCAGAAUUUGACAACUAUAUCAGAACUUUGUCAACGACUUGCAUCUAGUGGAAAAUCAGAUGAAUAUUACUUGAUUGACAGACUCAUUCGGCUUGUUCUUACUUUACCGGUUUCAACGGCAACUACAGAACGUGCAUUUUCUGCCAUGAAACUUGUGAAGACAAGGCUUCGGAAUAAAAUGGAAGAUGGAUUUCUAAGGGACUGCUUGCUAAUUUAUAUUGAAAAGGAGAUUGCUGUUGGAAUAUCAACAGAUGCAAUUAUAGAUGAGUUCGAUGAACCACCACGUCGAGUGCCAUUUAGUUGAAGGCUUGGAGCAAGUUAGUUUCUCUAUCUUCUAUUAUCUAGAUUUUUCUUUUGUGUGAUGUACCAUUGAAAAAUUGCAUAUCCUUUUGUA